GGGGACUCUGCCCGCUAAGCUACUUUCUAUUUUAAGUGCCUGUAUGUCUCAGGCUGGGUUUGAAGCCUCCAGCGUGUUUGGAGUUAAUUCCCAUUAGGUUGGACUCCGCCCCUCUCUCCCAAAGGUAAAGCAAGGUUUUCAGGCAUCUCUGCAAAGGGCAGCUAGGAUUCCCAUCCCUGUCUAACAAGCUGUGAGGAGAAGUUGUUUCUGAGAUCUGAGCCUGAAGAGAGAGUCAGUCGGCCUUCGUGGUCAGAAGAGAAACCUGAGACCAUGAGGAGCAGCCUGACCAUGGUGGGAACCCUCUGGGCCUUCCUGUCCCUUGUUACUGCUGUGGCCAGUUCUACCAGUUAUUUCCUACCUUACUGGCUCCUUGGAUCCCAGCUCGGGAAGCCAGUGUCAUUUAGCACAUUCCGGAGGUGCAACUACCCUGUGCGGGGAGAGGGACACAGUCUGAUCAUGGUGGAAGAAUGUGGGCGUUAUGCCAGCUUCAAUGCCAUCCCAAGCCUGGCCUGGCAGAUGUGCACGGUGGUGACAGGUGCCGGCUGUGCUCUGCUGCUCCUGGUGGCACUGGCUGCUGUCCUGGGUUGCUGCAUGGAGGAGCUCAUCUCCAGAAUGAUGGGACGUUGCAUGGGAGCAGCGCAGUUUGUUGGAGGGCUGCUGAUAAGCUCAGGCUGUGCCUUAUACCCUUUAGGAUGGAAUAGCCCGGAGAUAAUGCAAACAUGUGGGAAUGUCUCCAAUCAAUUUCAGUUAGGUACCUGUCGGCUUGGCUGGGCCUAUUACUGUGCUGGAGGUGGAGCAGCUGCAGCCAUGUUGAUCUGUACCUGGCUCUCUUGCUUUGCUGGAAGAAACCCCAAGCCUGUCAUGUUGGUGGAGAGCAUGAGGAAUACCAAUUCUUAUGCUAUGGAGCUUGACCACUGCCUCAAACCUUGAGCUUUGAAAGAAGAUUGGAGAGGGUGGGAAGGGGCAGGAAAGAGAGACCUGAAAACAUGUAUUAAAGAUUAGGCCAUUUGUCAUCUGACUGCCAGAAGUAUAGCCUAGUGUUUGCAUGCUUUUUAACGUAAUUGUCAUUCAUUUUCAUAUAUCUUUAAGCCAGUAGGUCACUGGCUGUUUAUAAAAUUCAUCUAGAGCAAACAUUCUCAGACACUUACCCAGCUGGUGAGUACCUGCCAACCCAAAGACUCAAAGUACUCCUUUAUGCAAAAUAGGAUCUAAAGCUAAGGCUGGGUAAGAAUCGUUGUGCAGAGAGGGAGCACGAGAUGGGUAGAGCUGGUUCCUACCACUCCAAUCACACAGCUCAUUCCAUCAUUUAUUGCCACCCCCAAACAUAUCUGGAGUACCACUGCUCAAUUCUUGUGAUACUCUCAGGAGUA
Cebus imitator (Panamanian white-faced capuchin) is the source of this 1370-nucleotide messenger RNA. It is a transcript of the gene LHFPL1, whose product is annotated as LHFPL tetraspan subfamily member 1. The coding region runs from base 271 to 930 and encodes 219 amino acids. The transcript is spliced from 4 exons. The record is from RefSeq and is a predicted model, not a curated record. NCBI's taxonomy places the organism in Eukaryota, Metazoa, Chordata, Mammalia, Primates, Cebidae. Gene Ontology annotation, cellular component: membrane.